AUGCAAUCAAACGCUACGAAGGAUCCAGCCCAGAGCCCUCCAGUUGAAGGUGGAUUGGAGAAACUCAAGGCUGAAUAUGCGACAGCCUUUGAAGAAAACCAGGCAGCUCAACGCAAGUACAAAGACGCGGUCGCCGAACGACGGAGACGUAGUCAACCUAGCGAUAGAGACGUCCAAGAUUCAGAUAAUGAUGCCAGGACGUUGCUCAAUAGACACAUCGAGUUACGGAGUCUGCAGAAGAAGAACACUUCCCUCGUUGUGCUGAAGGACGAGCUGGAAAAGAUUAAAAGUUCGCGUCACUUGGUCACAUGGGAAGUCCGACCACCUGCUACUCAAGAACACCUCGCUGUGACGUCCGAUGUUGGACACGACAUCGGCGUGCUUGAGGAAACGCUAAAGAGGCAUGUCAAGGCUCUCGAAAUGGCUGUUGUCCAUGCUCAUUUUGAAGCAAAAGCUGAGAGGGCAAAGCUGGACGAAGCCAGAGAGAGGGCGCAGUCGGGUGAAUAUGGCGUUGUUCCUGAGCAGCGGGUUCGGGCGAUGUUGACCACACGACGGUAUCUGACGACAUGGCUCGAGGAGAGCUUGGAGAAGUGUCAAAACGAUGUCGGUCCGCAUGGCGACAGCAACAAGGCUGUUCAGGAGCCUGACGACCAGAACGGAGUUGCCGUCACGGAUGAAAUGAUUGACGAACAAUAUGAACGGUAUCUAACUGCACGAAAGCGAGUUAUUGAGGCUGUCGACAAGCUCAGGGCUCCUCUACCUCCGAAUGAAGCGGAUGACAGUGAGCGGCAAACACACAAGGGGGACGACGACAGUACCAUGGGCCCAAAGGCGUCCAGUGGCGUCGCUAUGCUCAACAAUAUUGAGAAGAAUCUGCUCCCAAGUUUACAACAGCACUCUGUUGUGAAGGCAUAUCUCACAUUGACACGAGAACAGCUCGACAGCGAACUACGAGCGACGACGAAUAUGCUGGACAAACUUAGUGACGAGAGCCAACUUUUGCAGGCAUUUCCUAUUCUUGCUCGGUCGGGAAGGUUCGAGCAUGCUGCUUCCAUCAUUGGGCCCAAAUCUGAGGCUCGAGAAGAGCGUGAUGGCGACGAAGUGACACGGCGUAUGAAACCGUGGCUUUUCGCAGCGGAAGCAGCCGAUGUCACGUUGUCAAGUCAUCGGGAGACUCAGUUGGGUCAGGGAAGGGAGGCAAUGCACUCUGUAUCGCAAAGUCUUGCUGAAUUAAGCCUCCUGAGGGAGGCAACCUGA
Exophiala spinifera is the source of this 1257-nucleotide messenger RNA. RefSeq lists its product as uncharacterized. Lineage: Eukaryota; Fungi; Ascomycota; Eurotiomycetes; Chaetothyriales; Herpotrichiellaceae. The record is from RefSeq and is a predicted model, not a curated record. The transcript has a single exon. Bases 1 to 1257 code for a protein of 418 amino acids.